UGAAAGUGCUCUUUACAUUAUUUAUUUUUAAACUCACUGCAUAUAGGUCUACCCAGCAACAAUAGGGGUGUUCAUUAUAGGCAUUUUCCCCUUUUUUUGACAGGAGAUGGAAUUGCCACUCCACACACGAUUAUGUCAUGUGUCCCAAUGCUUGACCUAUUGAUAACCAAUAGCUACUAAGUCACGUGUAAAAAAAAAUAUGUUGACCUUGAUUUUCUUCCCUUGUUUCCAUGCCAUCAGGAGCAUCUGCGUAUCUUCGCAAGCAAUGCGAUUGGACGCAUUUGAGAGGAGCGUAUGUUUGGCUCAUGACACUGUGUUAUGGAUCCCACCAGGUGUCCCUGUUUCAUAAUGAUGGUAGCUUUUCUCAUGAGCUCUUUUAGAGCUCGUUGACUUCGUCGAUGUGACUCUGUUUCCGGAUAAUAUUUCAGCGCAAGGAAGGUUUCCACUAGUUACCAUGGCCACAAAUAGGCUAUAUCGUAAAAUUAAUGAAAACUAAAAUGUGCUUUGUGGUCUUAAUUUAAGGUUAGGCAUAAGGUUAGCAGUAUAGUUUAGGUUUAAAAAUCACAUUUAUAGAAGUUACAUUGUAGAAAUACGCGGGGUUUAUGACUUUGUGGCUGUGGUAAGUAGAGACGACCGUGUAAAAAUUGCUGCAAUGUUUACGUGUUGUCUGGGAUGCUGCGGAGAUGGGGGAACCGGGCAUAUUCCUCUCAAAGAAAUGCCCACCGUCCAGUUAGACACGCAUCAUAUGGGCACCGAUGUAGUCAUAGUGAAAAGUGGCCGGAGAAUAUGUGGCACCGGUUGUUGCCUUGCCAACGCUCCCCUGCACCAAAACAAGAGUUACUUUGAGCUCAAGAUCCAGUCCACAGGUAUAUGGGGGAUAGGUGUGGCCACUCAGAAGGUGAACCUGAACCAGGUCCCCAUGGGGCGGGACAUCAACAGCCUUGUCUUGAGGCAUGAUGGUUCGGUGUACCACAACAACGAGGAGAAAAACCGCCUGCCUGCCAACAGUCUUCCACAGGAGGGGGACAUCGUGGGCAUCACAUAUGACCACGUGGAGAUGAAUCUCUAUCUGAAUGGGAAGAAUAUGCACUGUCCAGCUUCAGGGAUCAGAGGCACCGUGUGUCCGGUGGUUUAUUGGUGAGUG
This is a messenger RNA of Salvelinus sp. IW2-2015, 1144 nucleotides long. Its product is annotated as SPRY domain-containing protein 7-like. Gene Ontology annotation, molecular function: protein binding. Lineage: Eukaryota; Metazoa; Chordata; Actinopteri; Salmoniformes; Salmonidae. The record is from RefSeq and is a predicted model, not a curated record.